AUGAAGACCCCUUCGCCGAAAUCCGGGCCACAAGUCUUUAAGAAAGUACGCAUCAGCCUGGUACCGAAGGAUGAGAACAUCUUCGGCACACGCUUCGUGUUCAAGAUCAAGGCCGACAGCCGCUUCAAGGCCCGGUUAGUCGCCGGGGGACACCGCCAACUGGCAGGACGACACUACGUAAGGAAGUACGCUCCAGUCACCCGAUUGGGUAGCAUUCGCAUACUAUUCGCCAUCGCUUGCGAACACGGAUGGGAGGUAUACCAAUUGGACGUGGUAGCUGCAUUCCUGAACGCGUACACCGACAGAGACGUCUACGUCAGGCCGGCGCCAGGCGACGAGGAGAGGGACCCUACGACAGGUGAAAUGAUGGUCAACAAAAUGGAGAAAAGUCUGUACGACCUGUCACAGUCCCCGUCACUGUGGACCGACCACANCAGGGACCCUACGACAGGUGAAAUUAUGGUCAACAAAAUGGAGAAAAGUCUGUACGACCUGUCACAGUCCCCGUCACUGUGGACCGACCACAUCAAUAACAGACUCAUCAUCUUCGGCUGGCAGCGCACUCACUCUGACCCCUGUGUCUACAUCUUCGUAAGCGGGGACGAACUCACAAUCCUCGCGAUCUACGUCGAUGACAUCCUCAUCACGGGCGGAAACAAGGAGAUCGUAAGCAGGAAAAAGAAGGACCUCAUGGACAGCUUCGAUAUGAUAGACAUGGGAGAGGUCAAGCUUGUAAUCGGCAUCGAAGUGCAGCGGGACUACGAACAUGGCACACUAGCCAUAUCGCAAGGACCCUACGCGAGAGAUAUCCUACAGCGAUAUGGAAUGGAACAGGCAAACCCGGUCAGCACCCCCGGGUAUGGAGCAGAACUAUCAACCGAGCAGCCACAAGACCAACUGCUCGGACCCGAGGACAAGCAGAGAUUCCAAACCAUCACCGGGAGUCUCCUGUACCUUGCCCAAUGCUCCCGCUACGAUCUGUCAUAUGCAGUGCACCAACUGACACGGGCAUGCGCAAACCCAGCACAGGUCCACAUGGCUGCAGCCAAGCACGUACUAUGGUACCUAGGCGGAACGCCGGACCUGCCGAUCGUGUACAAGAAGGGGCAGUUCAGACUCUCGUGCUUCACUGACUCGUCAUUUGGAGCCAACCCAGACAACGGCAGGUCUACCACCGGAUACCUGUUCUUCCUUGGAGGGGGACUGAUCAGCUACGGAGCCAAGGCACAGACUCUCGCAGCACAGAACACCGUGG
Molecule: messenger RNA, 1255 nt
Organism: Ectocarpus sp. CCAP 1310/34
Lineage: Eukaryota; Phaeophyceae; Ectocarpales; Ectocarpaceae
Source: the annotation of a GenBank genome assembly